GUCACUCAGUAGCAAACCAGAGAAAUUAAAACACCUCACGAGCCAUGUUAACUCAGGUUUUGUUUAUUGCCGCCUUUAUAUCCAUUGCAGCCUGUCAGCAUGGUCAUGUAUAUGGAGACGCUUACUCAUCCAAUCACAUCUCCCGUCAUGACGGACAUCCUCACAUAGUGCACGGCCACCACGGUCAUGAUUAUCAUGCACAUCCUAAGUAUGAGUUCGAGUACAAAGUGAAGGAUACCCACACUGGAGACAUCAAGGAUCAACACGAAAGUCGUGACGGAGACCACGUGACGGGACACUAUUCCCUUCACCAGCCUGAUGGAUCCGUUAGAUCUGUUCACUAUCACGGUGAUCAUCACACUGGAUUCCAUGCUGACGUAAAAUAUGAUACACAUCACAUUGUUCCUAAGCACCACCACUAUUGAUAUCUUUAUUCAAUGUAAACAUUAGCAUAAGUUUGUGAAAAUACGGAUAUUUUUAACUCUCAUGUUGUAUAGCAAAAUUACAAGAAACUUAAA
This is a messenger RNA of Danaus plexippus (monarch butterfly), 518 nucleotides long. RefSeq names its product cuticle protein 7-like. The record is from RefSeq and is a predicted model, not a curated record. Bases 45 to 425 code for a protein of 126 amino acids. The transcript is spliced from 4 exons. Gene Ontology annotation, cellular component: extracellular matrix. Lineage: Eukaryota; Metazoa; Arthropoda; Insecta; Lepidoptera; Nymphalidae.